CGUGCAGACUACGCAUGCGUCGCACGUAUCGGCCCGAACUGAGUGACAGCACGAAGAUUACGGCAACACGUGCCUGUGAAUGCCGACGACUAUAUAUACCCUGUGUGUUUCCGGAAUAAACGUUCUUUUCAUUCUUGGAUCCCGUCCAUACGAUACAUGGUGUCAGAAGUGGUGCCGCUGGUUGAACGUAACCAUUCAGAGCAAUGGAGCUAGUCAAGCCACCGGAGCAUCUGCAACUUUCCGGCUCAUCCGACAACAUCGCGAAGCAUUGGAACCUGUUCAUCCAGAAGUUCGAACUGUUCCUACAAGCGACAGCAUCUCCGAAAGAACCAAGGUCAGAAGCUGUCAAGGCUGCGCUGCUGCUGAGUGUUGCUGGCGACGAUGCACUUGAGGUGUUUAACAACUUCACCUUUCUUGAGGCGGAACGCAAGGAUGAUUACACGACGGUCGUGAGGAAGUUUAAAGAGUACUGUGAAGAACAGCAAAACGAAGUCUAUGAGAGGUACAUUUUCCGGUCAAGAACCCAGGACGAAGCGGAGCCCUUUGAGCAUUUCCUGCGCGACUUGCGAAAGCUGUCCCGAAGCUGCAACUUCGCUGAAUUAACGGAGUCAAUGAUCCGCGACCAGGUUGUAUUCGGUGUACAUAACCCCAAGUUGCGGGAGAAGCUCCUCAAGGUAAAAGACUUGACGCUAGCCAAGACAGAACAAAUCUGCAAGGCUGCUGAACUUUCUAGCCAGCAGAACGAGGCAUGGGCUCAGACGGAAAAACAGGUCGCGUCGGUAAAGAAGCGUCUGUUUAAAUGCAUGAAAUGCAACCGCUCCCACGAACGUAGUAGGUGUCCCGCGUUCGGCAAGACGUGUUUUGUAUGUGGUGGCACCAAUCAUUUUGCAGCGUGUUGCAAGAAAGGGUCUACAGUAAGCGAAGUGGUCAACGUGCAGGACACUUUCGACAUCCUUGAUGUAAAAACUUGCAAGGUGAGAAGCUUGACGGACUGGAUCGUAAACGCUAAAGUGGCCGGCCAGGAUGCCUUCUUGAAAGUAGACACAGGCUCCCAAGCUAACUUGCUGCCUUACUCGGUCUAUCGGAAGUGCAAAGGGAUGCAAAGUUUGAAGCCGAGCAGUUCCAUUCUGCGGUCCUAUAGCGGUGACGCUAUCAGUCACUUCGGUGUUGCGUCGUUACCAGUCACCAUAAAAAAUCGGGCUGGGAGUUUCGACUUCUUUAUAGUAAAAAAAGGCCACCAGGCAAUACUCGGACUAUCUGCAAGUGAGGCGCUUGGACUGGUCGCGAGGUCGGUGGAUGCAGUCAACGCUAGCGCUGCCGACGAAAUACUGCAGGAAUUUCCUCAACUCUUCCAAGGAACAGGCUGUGUCGCCCGCCAGUAUCGGAUGGUACUACGCACUGGUUCGAUACCUGUAGUCCAGCCAGCGCGGCGCGUACCCUUGACACUACAAGAACCACUGCGGGAGGAGCUGGACCGCAUGGAACGAGCCGCCAUCAUCACGAAAGUGACAGAACCAACGGACUGGGUACGAUUUCAAGCACGUGACAUCUAGUCCUGGCUUUCCACAGUCCAAUGGACUAGCGGAGAAAGGCGUCCAGAUAGUAAAACGGAUCAUGAAAAAAACACAAGAAAAUCACGACGACUUCUGGCUGGGCCUGCUCAGCUACCGAUCUACACCACUGGAGCACGGUCGUUCCCCGGGUGAGCUGUUACAAGGCAGGAGACUACGAACCAGGCUUCCAGACUUCAGCUCGCAACCUAAAAAUUUUGUGUCUAAGCAUAGACAACUUGGCACACACAGAAAGGACCUACCAGUACUCCGAAAAGGGGAUGUGGUGAGGAUCCGAGAUAAAGCAUGGACCCGCAAAGCGCAGGUCAUGGGACCGGCUGCGCCUAGGUCCUAUCGCAUUGUUACUGAAGGUGACCAAGUACUUCGUCGGAAUCGGAGACACCUGAUUACAACGCGUGAGCCAUUUCGACACGAUGACCUCGACAGCGAUGAGCCGGAAAGCGAGGACGACCAGCCGGUAACAUUCCCAACUGGAGUGCCCGCAAACCCGACUCAACCUACAACACCGAUCCCAAGACGGUCUAGGCGGAUAACUCGUCAGCCAAGACGGCUGCAGUACGACCACAACUUCAAUCAAGUGCAUUGUGUAUCUCGGCUUUAUCCAACUAUUAAACAGAGAAAGAUGUAUCGUGCAGACUACGCAUGCGUCGCACGUAUCGGCCCGAACUGAGUGACAGCACGAAGAUUACGGCAACACGUGCCUGUGAAUGCCGACGACUAUAUAUACCCUGUGUGUUUCCGGAAUAAACGUUCUUUUCAUUCUUGGA
Molecule: messenger RNA, 2338 nt
Organism: Dermacentor albipictus
Lineage: Eukaryota; Metazoa; Arthropoda; Arachnida; Ixodida; Ixodidae
Source: RefSeq, a predicted model, not a curated record